Suhomyces tanzawaensis NRRL Y-17324 is the source of this 1326-nucleotide messenger RNA. RefSeq lists its product as uncharacterized. The record is from RefSeq and is a predicted model, not a curated record. NCBI's taxonomy places the organism in Eukaryota, Fungi, Ascomycota, Pichiomycetes, Serinales, Debaryomycetaceae. The transcript has a single exon. The annotation marks the transcript as partial.
UCCUCCGACACCCCACUCCAAUUUGCCACCAACCGCAACCACAUCUUGCGCAAAGAGCUCGAGCACAACCUCCAGCUCCACGGUCAGUUCUUGGCCAAUGGCGACAGCAACCUCAAUAAGCUUCGUUCAAUGCUCUUUCAGAACUUCGAACAGCUUUCCCAGGGGUACUAUUCCGUCAGUGAGCUCUACUCGCGUGAAAUCGAGCUGGUGGAGUCGCUCUUUGCCAAUUUCGAAAGGUGGGACAACAAGCGAACCAAGAUCUUGGACAAGAUCAGGUCGAUCAAAAACCCCGACAAGAAGUACGGCAUCAAGUUGACUCAGCUUUUGGAUAAAGCCAGCGAUAUCGAUACCGAGAUCCUCGAACUCGAGACCCGUUUGGCCACCUUGCGGAACCAUAAGACAGUGAUCAACUCGGAGAUCGAGGUCACCAGCUCGGUGCUCGAAAGCAAAACAUCCAGAUAUGUCGAAAUGCUACGUGGGCUUGAAAAUCAGGGAAGACAGGCCAUGCUCAGUUUCCUCAGCACCAGUGGAGUGCCACUCACAGAAGUGGAUAAUGUGGUCAAAACCGUACCGAUAGACAUCACCUUUAUCCACGAGUACAACAACAUGAAAAGCGAAUCCAUAAUAAAGACCCCACCUGCCCCACUCCCUGCAAAACACGAGUCCAUUCAUAGAAGCACAAUGGGCAUACAGCCCUUAAUAAUACCAGAGGAACCGCCCACCCAGACGUCUCCACCAGCCAUAAAGAGUGACCCCAAGGACAAGGAGCUCUGGAACCAUGGCUAUGGGCCUAGUGCAUACGAAAAGGGCUACGAGAAGGGUGUGCAGGUAUCCUCGACAGUCAAGCAACAUAUUGAACUGUUUCUACAAAACUUCGUUCGUUCUCCCGAUAGUGAAUAUACGGGAAAAAGGGUCCCCCAGGCAAAGGUGGACGACGACACCAACACUAUCCGAGAAAAACUUGAUUUGGAGCCCAUAGUCCGGUUGUUAGACCAUAAAUUGAAUGCAUUAAACGAUUUGAACCAGCAGGCAUCCACAGACGCAAUUUUGUUCCAUGAGUACAGUGUCGUGUGGUCGGACAUUGUGCAAAGAGUCAAAGUCCAGGAGGACCGAUUGGAAGACUACAUGACAGAAUCGGUACCAUCUCCAGACACUUCCGAUCCAACAAUAUCAAGAAUACUCACCGACACAUUGACCUACAUCCAAUCCCAGCUACUGUCUAUGCAAACCACGUUGGCUAAAUCAACAAAACACAACCCCUUGAUUCGGGCAAUUGGAGAUGAAGUGGAUGCCAUUUUUUCAGCUUUAGCAAUGGUUUCUAAGGAC